AUGGUCAAUGGAAAUUUGAGAAGAAUCAUUUUACUAAGCUUAAUGUCGGGGAUUGCAGUCAAACCAACAAUUUGUGACUUGUUAAGUGAUACAGAGAGACUUGAACUCAUAGGCUUCUCCGACACUAGAAGAUUGCGCACGAGUCUUGAAGACGACGACAAAGAUCCGGCGUCUGAAAAGAUUGACUGCGCACAGGUGACAUGUGACUCCGUGGAUAGUGAAGUAUGCGAGAACCAGGGUUGCUGGAAAGGCUGUCUUGCACAUUUAGGUCAUUGUAGCGCCGCAGGGAUGUAA
Molecule: messenger RNA, 294 nt
Organism: Melampsora larici-populina 98AG31
Lineage: Eukaryota; Fungi; Basidiomycota; Pucciniomycetes; Pucciniales; Melampsoraceae
Exons: 1
Coding region: 1-294 (97 amino acids)
Source: RefSeq, a predicted model, not a curated record